Solenopsis invicta (red fire ant) is the source of this 7134-nucleotide messenger RNA. RefSeq lists its product as uncharacterized. NCBI's taxonomy places the organism in Eukaryota, Metazoa, Arthropoda, Insecta, Hymenoptera, Formicidae. Gene Ontology annotation, cellular component: plasma membrane. Gene Ontology annotation, molecular function: protein binding. The record is from RefSeq and is a predicted model, not a curated record. The transcript is spliced from 10 exons. Bases 892 to 4155 code for a protein of 1087 amino acids.
ACGUACGUUCGUGUAUCCCCGGCCGAGAGAGCUUGUGCAGAGUGCUCGCCAACGUCUGCGAGUCCCGUGUCUUGCACGACUCUACACGGAGAAUUAUAUUACGGAGGGCUCGCGCCCUCGUCGUUUGCGCGAGCGUAGUCCAAUUUUCUCCGAAAAAAAUCGCGCCCUCGAAGCUUUGGCAGCGCGCGCGAACCAGGCGUCCACGAGAGCUCCGGUCUAUCCUCGCCCCUUCCUCACCCCUUCGCCCUUUUCCGGUUUGUGGUAGCUAACCGGCCGGCCGCGAGAAAAAAAGGGGGUACCCGCGGCUGUCCCGGGUGACAGAAAGGGCUCGCUCGUGUCACGGAACCCUAGGAUAUCAAACUCGUGUUCUUCGCUCGCGCGAGAGGCACGCGUGUCGUCGCACGCGUCUCUUUACCGGUGAAAGAGAGAGGAGAGAACCCCCGUGUUGUGAGACGGCCGUGCCGCUGGACCAGCGCGGCCCCGCCGCUGGGAGAGACGACGACGAUGCAGUCGAUGUGGCCAACGACGACGACGACAACGACAACAACGACGAUCACGACGACGACGAUGUACGCUCGGCAUGGCGUGAGGAGCGACGACGGCGACGGGAAAUUGUGUGCGCAGUGAACUCCGCGUAAACCCUCGCUAACGCUACGACGACGGAACUGCGUGCGUGUGAAUGCGUGCGGUACGUACGUUCGUGCGUGCAUGCGUGCGUGCGUGCGUGCGUGCGUGCAACCGGGAGACACACGCGUGGUCCGCGUCGCGCGUACCUACUCGUCCCGACUGGCUCUCGCUCGUCGCCGUUGCUCGCGCGAGACGACCAACCCCCUUGGUACACACCUAAGUGAGGCGUUCAACGUGGCCGAUCCUUGGACAUGGUGAGGGGGCAUGUUGGUGUGUCGGCGGUUGCUGCUGAUCGCAGCCGCGAUCGCGGCCUCGAUCGAGGUUGGCUCGGCUAGUUACCACCCCGGCAUUUCGUCGUCGGACUACUCCGGAUACCCGAGUGGAUACGCGAUUUACUCCGGCGCGACGUCACCCGAGUCUUCGCCGUCGUCGUCGUCGUCGUCGUCGAGCAGCUCGUCCACGUCCGGUCCGACAGCGGAGUCCGCGGCCAGCAACGCCGAGUCGCUCUGCCGACCGUCCGAGUUCCAAUGCGGCACCACUGGACAUUGCGUCGCGCAGGACAAGUACUGCGACGGCGAGAAUGACUGCGACGACAAGUCUGACGAACCGAGAUAUUGCACCCCUUGCAAUCGGACGUUGUACGGUGACGUCGGGCGGACCUACAGAGUGGAGAUUCGCCGGCCAAGGGAGGAUCGACUGCCAUUCCUGUGUCAUCUCAACUUCACUGCCGCCGGAUCUGAUCUCGGGGAUCUAGUCCAGUUAACUUUUGAUACCUUCACGGUCGGCCGCUUUCAAUCCUUUACGUCGGAAGGAUGUCCAGAUGGUUUCAUGACUAUUCGCGAGGAAGGCCGUCCUGCGACGGGAGGACAAUGGUGUGGCAGUGCGUGGGGCUACACCGUUUAUUACAGCGAAACUCCUUCCAUCAAUCUGACUUUAUAUUUACUACGUUUAUCAGAGCAGGGUAUUGGCUACAACUUCGACUUCAAGCUGUCGUACAAGUUCCUGAGAAGAAGCGAGGCGCAUCUCAGAUACGGAAACAGCAGUAUGUCCACAUGGCGCGGCGAGCUGGUGAACGGCACGUACUGCGAUCGCGUCCUUACCAAAUGCGAUACCAGGGCCUGCCGGCUGCAGUCGCCGAAUUAUCCCGGAGUUUACCCCAGGAAUGUCACUUGCUACUAUCGGGUGGAGCAAAACCGCGCGCCGGUGGGUCAUCGGGCUCUACUCGCCGUUAGUCAGCGGAAUAGUCACAAGAUACACAUUAAGGACCAGGUCGUGAAGUACGACAGAAGUCAGCGAGUGCUGAGGGUGUGGGAUCAGUGCAACGUAGUGCAGGAUUACUUAACGGUAUAUGACGGAGGUUCAACCUCAGACCGAGUGCUUGUAAGGCUGUGCGGAGGAGAUGCGGUGCCAGACAUCAUCAGCAGUCACAAUACGAUGUUGUUAGAGUUCCACACGUCCCCGUACGACAAUCCAUUUCAUCCAGUACCACUGUCUUUCCUACCAGGAUUUGAACUCGAAGUUCAGGUGAUUUUCGUCGACGAAAAGUCUCGAAGUUUCGUGAAGGAAAACGACAACUGCGAUUUUUAUAUAUCCGGUGACGAGAACUCGUCGGGCAUUCUGGAAAAUCCGAAACACUCUUUACCGCCGAACACAACUUGCCGUUAUCACUUCCAAGGGAAACUCAAUGAAAUCGUUUGGUUAUCGUUUGUUAAAUAUUACGCCGCCAGCGUAGAAGCUGCUGCGAGUAUCGACACUACCGCUGAUUGCAAUGCAAAGCUUCUGAUAUGGGAUGGUGAUAUCACAGUGGACAAACUUACUUCCAGCCGAAAAAACGUCACGCUGAUGGGACAGUUCUGUAAGGACGACAUACCGCGACUCUGCGACCACAGUCUACUGCGUAACAGCAGCCGUCACACACGGCCGUGUAGCCUCGCAGAGAGUUACGUGUCGACCGGCCGCGAUCUCACCCUGGAACACAUAUUGCGCCAGGGUAGCGCGCUGUAUCCGAUAAGUUUCGUACUGCGCUACGAGUUCGUCCACGAGGCUAUCUCGUGUAACCACGUGUUUGCCUCGGCGCCGUCAGCCUCAUCCACGUCUUCCACGUCGUCCUCCUCAUCUUCCUCUUCAUCUUCCUCUUCUUCCUUAUCGUCGAACGCCGGGAAAUUCGCGUCGCCGAAGAACGUGUUCUUUUACGGUCGCGGCGGGGCGCAGAAUCUGAGUUGCGUGUACAGAUUCGAGGCCGAGCCCGAUCACAGGAUAGAGCUGUCCUUCGUCAGGGCCUCCUUCGGUGGCAAGAGCUGCGCGUCUUACGUGGAUCCGUUGGUGAAUCGAUGGACGUGCGACCGCCGUAUGGCGGAUAUUAAAAAAUUCGGCAUGGCGGAUCUUGUUGUCGCUGAAUAUCCUUGGCAAGAAGUCGAACUGGUUCGCGAUUGUCUGUGCUCAAACGUGAGUGAGAGAAUCGUCGUGCGGACUCUGACAUCGAACGUAGUGGAGGUCAGGUUUACUAUCACGCUCAUGAACGUCACUCAGGAUUACCGAGACUUCUUCUUCGAGGGGGAAUACCGUUUCGUCCCGGUAGGCACGGAAUCGAACGAGCACGGGUGCUCGUCGAAGCUCGAGGAGCGACGAUUGCGCGGUACCAGCGGCGAGAUCUCCCUCAGGAGUCCUCUGCCGCGGAUGAUUCCCAGCUUGGCUGCGGUGGAGGAGAUCCUAACGAACACGGAGGAUCUCACCGCGACGCAAUGCGUGAACGAACCGUGGCUGAUCGAGCCCGAGGACGCGCGCAUCAACUUUCUGUACUUGCGAACCGCCGGCUACAGCAUCACCCUGGACAACGUCGAGGAGUGCACGACCCUAAACAGAAUCGUCGUCUACUCGGCUGCGAACACGAAGGAGCGCAGCGUGAUCUGUCCGGAGGGUGGGGUCGACACGACCAGGACCGUCGACUUCUUCUCGGGUGGCUGGAAUUACAGUGCCGUGAAUGCGAGCGUGGCGAUGGCGCAGCAUGCCCGCAGCUUCGUCGUAGAGUUCCUUCAGCGAGAGCCCGGCUUCUACGCCGUCACAUGGAUCGCGAUCACCAAACGUUCCCCAACCGCAUCUAAUUUAGGCGCCAACGCGUUUGCCAUAUUGCCCGCGGAAGAUUGCCCAUACAGAUGUCCAGAGAUUCAAGCGUGCAUCAGCUCUGUUCUGUGGUGCGACGGUGUGCGUCAUUGUCCCUCGGGCUUCGAUGAGGAAGAGGCCAAUUGCUCAUACCGUUUUGGAGUGACGCUGCUCUACGUCGCGGUGGGCGCCGGUGCCCUCGGUAUAUUCCUGAUUCUCCUGCUGGCCACUGGUUGUCUCAAGUAUUGCCUCUAUCGGCAUAAGGCGCGCAAGAAGAAGAAGAACGUUGCUCUGAACGUUAAUCAUCUCCACGUGAAUCACACUCACCACAACAACGGCUUGACCGGAAGCAGGUUGAGCGGACGCUACAACCUAGCCACGCCCCAGGAAAUGUACCUGGAGAAUUACGGGAAGGACAGUAUUUGUUGACAAUACGCCAUCGCCAAUAUCGAGACCACCGUGUGAAUAGUCAUGAUUUUUAAAUGCCUACCUCGCUCUGGGCCCCUCCCUCUCCUCUCCACCACUUCCCAUCAACCCCAUGAGUAACGGACCGGAGUGUACGGCAGCCAAACACUCCCAUCCACAAGGGCACGCAUACAAGUACAUACAUCCAUUCAGAUUUCAAACUUACAUGCGUACACACAAACACACAAACACACACACACACAUGCACACACGUAUACAUACUCUCGCAGUAAUCGUACGAAAUCCCGUAGAAUAUAUCCAAAGCGCAUAGAAGCGAGCGCACGAGACGUGCACGCUCGGUAACCACUUGGCUGGUGGCGAACGUAGUCGAAUUCCAUUCCUCUAAUCGAAUCAUAACAAUCGGCUUGCCUUGAAUAAGCGGAUCGCGAUUCGACUCAUUAGACCGAGGUGGAUAAUAACCGCCGUGCUUGUCGCACGAGAAUGGAUACCACGGGACGAUGCCUGCAAUCCUUCAGAAAGGAGUCGCGACGAGAGGUAGAUGUAAACGCACCUCGUACGCUCGUGUAUAUGGCAUUUACGAUAAACACCGCAGUAUCAUGGUAGGUUUAGAUACACACGAUUUAGGAGUAAAGAGAAAAAAAAGAGAGAUACGCGCGAGUGGACGAAGAUGAGCGGCGAAAUUGGGCGUUUACGCGUCCGCAAUGCUUCUAAGAGACGUAGGAUACGCUGUUUCCGUUGAGUGCACUUUCUGUCGGUUAUCGGGCGAAUGUCGUAAACGUCUACGAUGCCGGUACGACGAUAAAAGUAACGAGAUGAAGGAGCGAACACGAUGAUGCGAGCGCUAAAGCGCGAGAGAAGCGCGUUUCAAAUAGCUUACGUGUGAAUGACGAUGCGACGGACGAGAAAAAAAGGAUACGCGUAAGAUUCACGGACGCAGCAACGCGAAUGACAUUCGAAUGAUUUUCGCGGACGUGCCGGGGUAAAAACUCGGAGGUACUUGUCUAUACUCCUUUGAUCUCGAUCACGUGUGUUCCGUUGAUUCCAUACUUGUCUGUAACACAACAUGCAUUUCUGUAAUACGAGAUCCAGGAAAAAAAAGAAGUGAUAAAGAGUUGGCCAUGUGAUUAAGGAGGAUUACGCCAUUGACGUUCGCGCAAGAUCUGUCUUGACGACUGGACUAACGCCCUUCACAUCCAUUUAGCCUGAUUUUCUCAUUAGAUCACCCAACGACCUAACUAGUCGUAGGCUACGUUACCGCGAUGCAUUGUUCCAAAUUAGGGUCACUGGACCGGAUGAUCUGUUUUUUUUUAUCUUUCUAUUAAAAGGCACUAACUGUUAAAAUGUUUUCAUUAUGCCAGAAUUUGAUUAAAUAUUAAGCGCAUCAUAUAUUCACAAUCUGACCUCAAUUGAAUCAAAAUAGAUUUAUUAAAAUUUAAGUUUUUGACUACAAUGGAUUUAAUGAAAAAUCUGAUAAUUUUAUGAAAAUCCCGCAAAUAAGUGAAUCAGUUUUCACAAAUGCUUUGCCGUAAUUCAAUUAGUGCCUAUUUGGUACAAUCCUCCUUAUAGUGCAUUAUUACUGUUUUAUCGUACGAUAUUGCAUUACCAAUUCCACUUCAUACAGUUAUGAUGCGUUCGCGCAUUCUGAUGCAACGAAUGAUCUCAUUCCAUUCUAUGUCGAUCCGACAAUCGUCAUUUUUAUUUCAUUUCAUUAAUUUGAUUUUUUGAACUUUAUACAUGAUUUAUGAGAAAGACGUCUGAUACAUAGAUAAUUUAUUCAUAUAAUCCAGAUUUGGCAUCGAUGCCCGCGGCUUGAAUGAGACGUAGAUACUCACGUAUAAUUAAUUGGAUGCUACAGGAGCGUGUACACCGUAAUCCUGUUAAGCAAAUGAAACGUUAAGCCAAUGGACGCGGUCUCCACGCGUUAGCCUAUUAUGGACACUGUAUGGUAAAGCGCGUCUGACGUACGUCUGUAUGCUGUGAUAGAAGUAAGCGUAUCACAAAUCGGAAAUAAAUCUCUCGCGUAAAUUUCACGUUUGCAUGCGCGCAUCCUCGAGAACCAUCGCCGACAAGAUGGAUCAUGACCUUUCAAUGCAAUCUUCUUUGGUAUUCGAUAUCUUAACGCGGCCGAGCGCGUAAUUUCUAGAUCGCCAGUCAAAAUAAUAGUGGCCCAAGCUCGGGGGAAAAAUGCAAAAAAAGAAUGCACGAUUUUUCAAACGUACUGUACUUUGAUAAAAAAAAUUUGAGAAAAGUUGAUUAAAGACUUAUGAGCUGCGGACGUGAAAGCGAUAUAAGUCGAAAAAAACAAGACAAUUUUGACACCUUAUUAUGUAAUUCUUAAGAAGACAUAAUCAAAUUAGGGUGAAGUAAAUUUUAUAUGCUUCCCUUUUAGAAACAUAGCAAAUGACCACAAAGAGAAGCGAUUUUACAUUACAUUUAUAAUCUUUUUUCUAUCUAUUUCAAAUCGAAAGAGUUUCUCCAUUAGCUGCAAUAGUUCAGCUAAUUGCAGGAUCUCACAUGGGGACGGUACUUAAAUUAAAAGUGGCACUUGCAAUUUUCGAUGUUUUUGGUGUUAAUCGAUGGAAUUUUGAUACGAUAUUUUUGCAAAGUUACGAGCGCUCCGUGCCACAAUUUUGAAAAUUUCUGCAGAGACGUCGGCCGCGUCAAGAUAUUUUUUCGCCCGUCUCAUGAAUUGCUCCGUGAAUAAUUCACUACCCAAGGACAUCGUCUACCAACGAAUACUGCCGCAGUUAUUAUUUAUUCAUAAACUUUUAUAAGUCUCUUUCUACCCGAAUAACGAAAAAACUGUCCGAGUGUAUAUGACGUUCUGUACGCUAUAAGACACGGAAAUCCGAUAACGAGUAAUGUAACUAGCGAAUAACGUAGCGUGCAUUCGGAAGCGAAACUGUGUGCACCCAUCCGGGCGCCUCGAUGUGUUAACCGCGCGAUUGCCACAUUAAAGAACAUGUUAAAAAUUUACUCUAA